Penicillium robsamsonii is the source of this 555-nucleotide messenger RNA. RefSeq lists its product as uncharacterized. Lineage: Eukaryota; Fungi; Ascomycota; Eurotiomycetes; Eurotiales; Aspergillaceae. The record is from RefSeq and is a predicted model, not a curated record. The coding region runs from base 1 to 555 and encodes 184 amino acids. The transcript has a single exon.
AUGGGCAACGAAACCGUCAAGACAACCGAGGCCGCGAGCGACCUCAAUCCAAACGGCUUCGUCACUGACCGCGAGGUUGACGGGGAGCGACGUUCCAUCCGUCACUAUAAUGAUGGUCGAGUAUCGGGGCGUGGUAGGAGUGUCGAGGCCAGCCUCCGAACAAAGAUGCACAAGAACUUCACGGAGGCCGGAAGUCACGCUAGGCCUCCCACCUCCCACUGUUGGGAAUUGAGCGGUCGUUCUACUCCAGCUGUUGGGCCCGGCCCACCUGAUAUCGCUGAUCUCACUGCUGCCAUGGCCAAGCUCACUGCUGACCAUCCCGCUAGCGCGAAGGUAAAGAGACUCAGCAAGAAUUUGAACCUCGAUGCCGAUCCGGGGAUUGGGCCAGUGGCCAUACCAAAGGUCACUCCUUUAUCUGUAGCUAGUGUGGUCUCCUCUAAGCGUAGCACGGGCAGUGGCAGUUCUGUCAAUGCUAGGAUAGCGGAUAUUGAGGAUCGAGUAAGGAAUCACAUCAACACACGGCUCCAGCCUCUAAGGGAGGAAGACGAAGAAUAA